Molecule: messenger RNA, 2742 nt
Organism: Naegleria fowleri
Lineage: Eukaryota; Heterolobosea; Eutetramitea; Acrasida; Naegleriidae
Exons: 4
Coding region: 1-2742 (913 amino acids)
Biological process (GO): carbohydrate metabolic process
Molecular function (GO): carbohydrate binding; hydrolase activity, hydrolyzing O-glycosyl compounds
Source: RefSeq, a predicted model, not a curated record
AUGUUUGAACGUUGCCACAGCUGCACUUCAUCGUGGCUGAUACUUGCCAUGAUGAUCUUUGUGAUGAUUCAUGUGGUUCUUGUUUCCGCAGCGUCGUUGGGGAAUAUUAAAAUUGAUGAUCGGAGAGAGUUGAAUGAACGACCUACCAUGGUCCGUUCUAGUCAUCAUCAUUAUGACUAUUCAACAAUUAAAAGAAAUGAUCCAUAUAAAUUUUCAGGCGCUAUUCCUACUUCUCAAUAUAUUGUUAUGAGUAGAUCGGAUACUCCAACAGGAAUGAGUGGAAUUUUACAAUUAAAGAAUGGUACAGGAGGUCCCUAUGGAAAUGAUAUCUCACAAUUAUUGUUUACUGUCACAUACAUGACUGAUGCUAUCGUUCAUAUUAAAAUUACGGACAAGGAUCAAAAGAGAUGGCAGGCAGAUAAAUAUGUAUUGAAUGAAAACUUGACAAACUUGAAAAAAUCAGCUGCUGGGAAUAUUUAUCAGGUGACCAUCGCCAAAGUUGGUGAGCCAUUCUAUUUUACCAUACGUCGAAAUGUGGGGCAAUCGGCACCAAUUUUUGACACCGCCAAUAGACCUUUCAUUUUCAGCGAUCAGUACAUUAGUAUUGGGACAGAACUUGCGCCAGAUUAUUACGGUGGCGAACCUAAUAUUUAUGGAUUGGGAGAACGCAUUGAUUGUUUCCGUUUGAACAUCACUGACAACGAAUUUAUUAUUUGGAAUAACGACAAUGGAAAUGCAGAGAAAAUGAAUUUAUAUGGAAGUCAUCCAUUCUAUCUCUAUGCCACUCCAAAUUCUGAAGCUCAUGGAGUCUUUCUUUUAAACUCAAAUGCCAUGAGCAUUAGAACAGAAUAUCAAAAUUCCGCCAAAUAUUUGCAAUAUCAAACGAUUGGAGGAGUUUUAGAUUUCUACUUUUUCCUUGGUCCAAGUGCUGAGAGCGUUAUUCAACAAUACCACAGCAUUAUUGGUAAGCCACAUUUUCCACCCAUGUGGGCCUUUGGGUUCCACCAAUGCAGAUGGGGAUAUCAUACAUUGGAUGAUGUGAAAGCCGUUGUUCAGGGCUACGACAACAAUCAAUUGCCGCUAGAUGCCAUGUGGACUGACAUUGAUUACAUGUAUCAAUAUUGGGAUUUCACAUUCGAUCCAACACGUUUUCCAAUUAAUGACGUUCGAAACUUUGUCACCAAUGAUUUGAAACAAAAAGGAAGAAAAUAUGUAGUCAUUGUAGAUCCUGGUAUUCCAAUCGUGGAUUUAACAAAGAACAGUUAUGAACCUUUUGAGUUGGGUCUUUCUCUUGAUAUUUUCAUUAAGCAAGGAUCCUCGAAUGGUUAUGUCAAUCAUACGGUAUGGCCAGGUAAUUGCUAUUUCCCUGAUUUUUCAAAUCCUUUAUGUAAGGACCACUAUUGGAAACCACUCGUUCAUGGAUUUUUAGCUCUUUCAGGAGUUGGAGGACUUUGGAUUGACAUGAACGAACCAGCAACCUUAGACUUUUAUAUUCCAAACCAAAAUAGUCUCAAUUUUCCACCGUUUGUUCCCGGAGCAAGCAAUGAACCACUCUUCCACAAAACAAUUGAUUUGGAUUCGAGAAUGAGUGCCACCACGCACUACAAUGCUCACAAUUUAUAUGGAUUUUUGGAGGCCAAAGCAACAGCUGAAGCCCUAAAAACCUAUUAUAACAAGAGACCUUUUGUGUUAACAAGAAGUAGCUUUGCUGGAAGUGGUCAUUAUGUAUCUCAUUGGACUGGUGACAAUGAUAGUACAUUUGAAAGUAUGAGAACUUCGAUUGCUUCCAUUCUUUUGAACGGAAUGUUUGGUUUUGCACAUGUCGGUUCUGAUAUUGGAGGAUUCAAUGGCGAAACAACCAAAGAGCUCUUAAUUCGAUGGAUGCAAUUAGGAUCACUCUAUCCAUUCAGUCGUAAUCACAAUGCUAUUGGUAUGCGAUCACAAGAACCUUUUGCAUUUGAUCAACAAACAACAGAUAUUUCACGAAAAUACUUAUUGAACAGAUACUCUUUACUUCCUUACAUUUACACGACCCACGCAUUGGUUCACAUGAAUGGUGGUGCUGCAGCGAAACCACUCUUCUUUGCAUUCCCUUAUGAUAAGCAAGUGUAUGGCAUUAGCGAACAGUUCUUGUUUGGUGACGCAUUACUUGUGUCACCUGUCUUGUAUUAUCAACAGACAGUGGUUCAUGCUUAUUUCCCAUCUUCAUCUGUUUGGUAUGAUUAUUAUUGUGGCCAACAAGUGCAUCCUGGAAAGGAUGGCUAUGCUGACGUCAAUGCCCCAUUGGAUACAAUGCCAAUUCAUAUUCGAGGAGGUUACAUUAUUCCAAAACAAACUCCAGGUUUAAACACGGUACAACAACAGUUUAAUCCUUAUAGUUUAGUAAUUGCUUUGGACUCGAAUCAAAACGCUCAAGGUCAUCUCUUCUUGGACGAUGGAGAAUCAAUUGAUUCAAUUUCGGGUGGAAAAUAUACAAUGAUAUCAUUUAACUCUACACGCGUCUCAUCGUCACAAUACGUGAUUCAAGCAAUGCCAAUUGUGAAUGGUUAUUCUGAAUCGGGCAAGCUUUCAUUAACUUCUAUUACUACCAUUGGUAUUCAGGGACGUAAUAUUUGUUUCGUGAAUGUGAAUGGCCAACCAUGGGCGGGGUUCGGAUAUCAGCCAAAUAUUGGCCUUCUUCUCAUUCAAAACUUGUCCUUGAGCUUGUCUUCAUCAUGGAAGAUUACUUUCCAAACUUGUUGA